Molecule: messenger RNA, 528 nt
Organism: Arachis ipaensis
Lineage: Eukaryota; Viridiplantae; Streptophyta; Magnoliopsida; Fabales; Fabaceae
Source: RefSeq, a predicted model, not a curated record
AUGUCUCAAAAUAACCAAGAAAAAAUUGACGUUACCCAAUCACCAUCCAGUCCAUACUAUAUUCACCCAAGUGAAACACCAUCUACUGUCCUCGUCUCUCCGCCACUCACCGGCGACAACUACCAUCAAUGGUCUCGUGCUUUCUCCAUUGCACUUAUCUCAAAGAACAAGAUAGGUUUUCUGGAUGGAACCAUCCCAACUCCAGCCACCGAUGACCCACUCUUCCCUUCCUGGCGUAGAUGCAACACAUUGGUCUCCUCUUGGAUUUUCAAUUCCCUCUCAGCGCCCAUUGCUCAGAGCGUCAUUUAUUUCGACUAUGCAGAAGCAAUUUGGGAAGAUCUUCGCAACAGAUUCUCACAAGGAGACUUGCUCCGUGUUGCUGAGCUACAAGAACAGAUUUAUGGCCUCAAGCAAGGAUCUCUCUCCGUCACUCAAUACCACACCGCCCUCCGAGCACUAUGGGAAGAGCACGACACUUACCGCCCCGUCAAACCCUGCAUAUGCCCGGCACGAUCUUACCACGACUAA